Protopolystoma xenopodis is the source of this 546-nucleotide messenger RNA. The record is from the annotation of a GenBank genome assembly. NCBI's taxonomy places the organism in Eukaryota, Metazoa, Platyhelminthes, Monogenea, Polystomatidea, Polystomatidae.
AUGAUAGCUUCUGAAUCAACUUUACGAAUUAAAGAGAAAAAACAUUUUGAGGCCAAAAAGGCCAGAUUGGAGUCCAGUUCACAUUCAGGCCUUCCUAUCACCACCACCUCUUCCGCUACCCUUUCUGAGCCUCGACUAUCAGCUAUACUUCCCGCUGUAGUGACCUGUAGUCGUCCACAUCUUGUGCCUGCGUGGACUGUCCACUUACUGAGAAAUCCUCUGCUUAGAUGGUUUAGCCAAACAUGGAUUGCCUCGCAACGCCCCCUUGACCGGUCUUUGAAGGCAGCAGUCAUUUCCAAAGUUGAGGAUGAUGACUGGGUUAACUUUCAAUCGCAUCUGAAGCGAGUCGACAGCAUAACGUCGGGUCUCCCUUUAGUUCAUGUAUCUGUCGAGCCUGAGCUUGCCAUGGCUCAGCCCGCCACCUCUGAAUUCGCUACGGGGAAUGGAACUCCCGCCAAAAUCACAGAGGGUUCAGUCUGUCGGGUGCUCAUUGAUCUGGCUAGCAUUGAGCAAGUGAUUCAUUUAUGUACUUUAUUUUUUCAUUGA